Messenger RNA from Conger conger (European conger), 1398 nucleotides. Its product is annotated as collagen alpha-1(V) chain-like. The record is from RefSeq and is a predicted model, not a curated record. Lineage: Eukaryota; Metazoa; Chordata; Actinopteri; Anguilliformes; Congridae. The transcript is spliced from 7 exons. The coding region runs from base 1 to 1398 and encodes 465 amino acids.
AUGUCUGAAAGGACUCUGAGUCCGUCUGACCGUGUUCAGCAGAGUGACAAUCCCCCUCUCUUCUCUUCCCCUGCAGCCGAACCUGCUGAUCUCCUGAAGAUAUUUGAUUUCGCCAGUCUGCCAGAAGGUGUGACAAAAACAACUGGUUUCUGUGCUCACAGGAAGUCUUCCCAAGGACCUGAUGUGGCUUAUAGAGUAUCCAAAGAAGCUCAGCUUAGUGUGCCCACGAAACAGGUUUACCCAGACUCCGGCUUCCCGGUAGAUUUCUCCAUCCUGGCCACGGUGAGGCCAAAGAAAGGCAGCCAACCAUUCCUCCUGUCCAUCUACAACGCAAAGGGUGUUCAGCAAGUCGGCAUGGAGCUGGGGCGCUCUCCCAUCUUCCUGUACGAGGACCACACUGGCAAACCCGGCCCUGAGGACUACCCACUCUUCAGGGGGCUCCACCUGGCUGACGGCAAGUGGCACAGAGUGGCCAUCAGUGUUCAUAAGCAGACAGUCACUCUCGUUCUCGACUGUAAGCGGAAGUUCAGCAAAACUCUGAGCAGAAGUGAACACCCCAUUAUCGAUACCACGGGCAUCAUGGUGUUCGGAACCAGGAUUCUGGACGAAGAGGUCUUUCAGGGAGACAUUCAGCAGCUCUUGAUCGCCGAUGACCACCGGGCUGCCUAUGAUUACUGCGAGCACUUCAGCCCUGACUGCGACGUUCCUGUCUCAGACACCCCCCAGAACCAAGAGCCCAACUUCUACGAUUACGCACCUGAGGAUGAUGCCUACUACUAUGAGUACCCUUACUAUGAGGACAUGGACAAGAAGGCCACUGAGUCACCACCUCUUCCAGAAGUAGCAGGACUCCACAAGGAAGCGGUGACGGAAGUGGCGGCUGUCCAGGCCACAGCGGAGACGGACACGGAGGAGGGCGCCCCCUACGAGGCAUACGGGGAUUAUGAGACCUAUGAAGAUCCCACGGACUCCCUGGAUACGGGCAGCAGAGUGAUCAUCAGCAGCAGUGUAGGACAGGGCACGGGGGGAGUGGACCUGGGCAUGAUCGGCCUGGGCACCGGGCCUGAACUGGAGAAGACGAUUAUCACUGGAGACGGACACGCGUCAGUCACCAUCACGCAGAACAGCACAAGCGUGACUAUGGGAAAGAAAUGCACCUGCAGUACGGGGAGGAGGUCUACAGUGAAGCGCAAGCUGGAGGGGAAGCUACAGCUGUGGGGGCUGGAGGCAGUGAAGUUGCCACUGAAUCCAGUGAAGCAGCUGGAGCCAGUGAAGCUGCCACUGAAUCCAGUGAAGCAGCUGGAGCCAGUGAAGCUGAAGCUGAAAUUGGAGCCAGUGAAGCAGCUGGAGCCAGUGAAGCUGAAGCCGAAAUUGGAGCCAGCGAAGUGGGCAUUGUAG